Onychomys torridus (southern grasshopper mouse) is the source of this 568-nucleotide messenger RNA. RefSeq names its product parathyroid hormone 2 (gene Pth2). Gene Ontology annotation, cellular component: extracellular region. Lineage: Eukaryota; Metazoa; Chordata; Mammalia; Rodentia; Cricetidae. The record is from RefSeq and is a predicted model, not a curated record. Gene Ontology annotation, biological process: neuropeptide signaling pathway. Bases 200 to 502 code for a protein of 100 amino acids. The transcript is spliced from 3 exons.
AGCUCUGGGUCCCAAUUAGUUGGUGGCGGCCACAGCAGCGGAGGCCCCCACCAGGCUUCUCAUUACCGCUGGCGGCUCCUAAUGAGCGUGGGGUGGAGUGACCCCGUGCCCCCAGCCCGGCCUGCGUCACUGCCAAGGCGAGGGUUGUGCGGUAUAUAAGGGGGGUGUGAGCAUCGCUGCCCGAGUCCACUGCACGGUGAUGGAGAACUGCCAGGUGUCCAGGAGCCCCCGAGAGCGGCUGCUGCUGCUUUUGCUGCUGCUACUGCUGGUGCCCUGGGGCACCGGCCCUGCUUCAGGUGUUGCCCUACCCCUCGCCGGUGUGUUCAGCCUCCGCGCCCCCGGCCGGGCCUGGGCGGACUUGGGUACUCCCCUGUCUCGACGCAGCCUGGCGCUAGCGGACGACGCAGCCUUUCGGGAGCGCGCGCGCCUGCUAGCCGCCCUGGAGCGCCGCCGCUGGCUAGACUCGUAUAUGCAGAAGCUGUUGCUCCUGGACGCGCCCUGAGCCCAAUAAAGAGCCUACCCCACAACGACCGCGCCUUCUUGCUGAGCCGCCCUCGCGUGGGUGUGU